AUGCGGGAGGGUGGAUGGGCUCCAUGUGCCUGCUCCAUGCCUCGCUCACCGAGUCGCUACUGGGCAGAUAUUUCUGACACCGUCAUCUCGGGGACAUUCCGGCAAUGGAAGGAGGGGACCACCAGAAGUGAGAUCUACUAUCCAGGUGACACCAUCGUGCACCAGGCGGGAGAGGCCACGUCAGUGCAGUGGAGUGCAGGCACCUGGAUGGUGGAGUACGGCCGGGGCUUCAUCCCCUCCACACUCGCCUUCGCCCUGGCUGACACCCUCUUCAGCACUCAGGACUUCGUCACCCUCUUCUACACCCUGCGUGUCUACGCAAAGGGCCUGCUCCUGGAAGCAAAUGCCUUCUUCAGCACCUUUGGGUGCUGAGCCCGUCUCACCAGGGCACCCUGCUGAGCCCAGUUGGCUCCUUUCCUCCCAGUCGUUUCCUCUUCCUCCCCAAGCCCAGGUUCUAGCAGAGGCAGCAGGAGAUCCCCUGUGCCUUCCCCAAAUUGUUCUGUCCUUUCCCCGCAGGCCAACAGGGUGCCAGGACAGAGGGACCUUGGCAGUCACAGCAACACAGAACGUCAGUUCUCUUUACUGCCUGCCCGUUCCUCCUUUCUAUCGGAGUCACGUCCUGCUUUUCCAUCCUUCGGGGCUGGAGUGGCCUUGCAGUGUACAAACACCCCUGUGUGCCCUCAGCAUGCAGCGGGAGAGAAGCUGGAGCUGGCUGUCCCCGGGCCCUGAAAGAUUUCCUCAGCUCCUGAGACGUCAGGGGAGUGAUGCUGCCCUCGGGGCAGGGUGCACAGGGUAGACCAGACCAGAGCACCCGUUGCAGAGGUCGGCCACUCAGUCCCCCAUGUCUCUGGCAGCCUGCCGGGACUGCGGGCAGCGCAAAGUGCUGUGUCCAGCUGGCAGCGUCUCCCGUGGCUCCAUCCCUGCUGAUGUGGGUUGGCAGCACACACUGUCACCCUGGCACAGGGCAGGAUCUGUGCUGAGACCCCCUGGCAGUGGGGAGAUGCCCAGCUUCUGUGCUGGAGAGCCCCCUGCUCCCCUGUGUGUCAUCUGCCCUGAGGGGGGCUGGAAGAGGGUCACUUCCCCAUAGUCCUCUCCAGGCAAUGCCCCCCAAGGGGGAAACCCACCGUCUGUCGCCUUAAUGGAGACCCCGUUCUGCGUGGCCUCUUGGCUAUGCAGGCACCUAGUGUUCUCGAGUGCCCAAAUGUCUGUACUAGCUCAGGAUGGGAUCUCGCCCCUCAAAACGCUUCCCCUGGCUGUGAGACCCCCCUGGGGACAGCCACUCUGCUCGGCUCCCGGCAUGGGAUCCCGGCUGCCAGGAGAGUGCUGUAAUCUCCAACCAAACCCAGAUGUGCACCCUGCUUGCACCCCUGUGGUCAGACCCGUGUGAGCUCACUGCUUAGUGGAGGGCUUUCACCUCCAUUCUGCUGCCAAACACACGAGUGUGUUCUGGCCACCCAGGCCUGUAGCAUGUUGAUUCUCCUGCUCCCCACACUGUCCCUGUUCUGCUGACCAGCAGCCCUGCACACGGGCUAGUUCUUAAUUUGCUACCUGAAAAGAGAUACCAGUAAUAAAGUUGUUCAUCCCACAUA
This is a messenger RNA of Passer montanus (Eurasian tree sparrow), 1589 nucleotides long. It is a transcript of the gene SIGMAR1, whose product is annotated as sigma non-opioid intracellular receptor 1. Lineage: Eukaryota; Metazoa; Chordata; Aves; Passeriformes; Passeridae. The record is from RefSeq and is a predicted model, not a curated record. Gene Ontology annotation, cellular component: endoplasmic reticulum. The coding region runs from base 1 to 372 and encodes 123 amino acids. The transcript has 3 exons.